Sycon ciliatum is the source of this 1694-nucleotide messenger RNA. Its product is annotated as mitochondrial carrier homolog 2-like. The transcript has a single exon. The record is from RefSeq and is a predicted model, not a curated record. Bases 182 to 1096 code for a protein of 304 amino acids. NCBI's taxonomy places the organism in Eukaryota, Metazoa, Porifera, Calcarea, Leucosolenida, Sycettidae.
CCCUCAAAACUCAGCAGCAGCAGAUGAGAUAGAUAUUCUCUCCUGUUUUCUUCCAGCUAGCUCAGCUUGACGAAGUGUACUGGAGGUUCUGAGUUUGGUGAUAAUUUCCCUAGAGUGGACUGAGUCUGUGACAGUGCACACAGAUCCUAAGUUAUACAUUUCCUACCCACCAAGAUUCACGAUGGUGAAGGACAAAGCGAAAAAGGAAGAGAGCGGCCCAAUCCAGCAAGUAGCAUUUCAGACGUGCCUGAGCACGGUUGCGUAUCCGUUCCAUGUUGUGAGAACUCUUGUGCAGGUGGGCCACGAGCCUCUUCCAUCGACUGUAGGGAAAACGUGGUUUGGUUUUGGAAGCAACGCCUACUUUUUGCCCAACUGCCUCACAUACAGUGGACAUAUUCGUCGUACUGAUGGCUACGCGGGAUUGUACAGAGGGCUGGUGCCUUAUGUGGUUAAUGGUGGUUUGCAGCAAAUCUCAUCACGGUAUUUGAACGAUCUAAUACCAACCGUAAAGAAAGAUUCGAAUGCAUCCACGUCUGAAUUCACAGUAGACGUGGUCAAGGAUGUUGCUCGGAGUGCGGCCAUCCGCACAGUAGUCAUGGUCCUUGGUCACCCCCUUCACGUCAUCAACAUUCGCAUGGUUGUCUACUUUGUAGGUCGAGAAUCCGCCUACUCAAGCUUCAUGGGAGCAGUGCGCUCCAUCUACGAGGACGAAGGUGUGGGUGGCUUUUUCUCCGGUAUAGUUCCACGCGUAAUUGGAGAGUUGCUGGGCAUGGUGGCUUACGAAGCCCUGUUCCGUACCAUCCUGAAGAUAGCCGAAUCUGGUGGUCAUGUUGACGACCAUGAGGAGUUGGAGCUGUACGGUCGUACGCUAGUCAAUUACCUGGUCAGAAUCACGACCUACCCGUUCCAGCUGACAUCCACACUGAUGAUCGUGGACGGUAGCAGGAUGGCCGCUGCCUCGGCAGUGCCGGUUGAUUGCAAUGGCCGGUGGUACAAAUGCCUGACGGCUCUCUACUCCAGCGGCAGGAACAUGCGUGGAAACUCGCUCUUCAAUCGCAUCGACAAGAGCAGGCGUGUUUAUACCACUCGCCUGUAAACACAUGGCUGCCUGGUGGACACCGGGCAUAUCCUUACGAUGGUAGUCUUGAGGCUGUUGUUGAUUUCGUAUGGACUACUCUACAUAAUAUCACUCAAUGUGGUCCUGUACGAAAAGAGAAAAAAAGAGCUUUAAUAUGGAUAAUGUACUUGUACAGCAGAGCAUCUCGGCUAUCACUAAUGGCAUGUGCACCUCAAUGGCGGGCUGUGAUGCUACCCCCACUUUGCUUUUUAAUACAUGCACCUUGAUGGUUUACUGUGGACACUCUCGGAACGUACGAGAUGAGCAGUUGGUGCAGGUAAGAGCCUAUAUCUGUAGUUUUCAUGUGCUUAGUUUCUCUUGCUUCUGGGGUGUAGGAGCACCUUGCCUUCUCUUGCUUCUGGAGUGUAGGAGCGCCUUGCCUUCUCUUUCAUUGGUGCAGGUCACCAUCACCUUCAUGUAGCUUUUGGGCAAAGUCUGAUGAGAUCGCUUUUUUUCUUUUCUUUUUUCUUCAAGCAAUUGCCUCUUCCCUUGAUGAUUGAUCUGUGCUGUCAUUUUUAAGGCACGCGUCAGAAUUGAAGUUUAUGCUUUGCAGAGCAUUAUGGGUCUGCACUCUGCA